AUGGAGCAGCCUUCGGCCAGUGAUAAUGAUGUGGCUUCUGCCUUGGGACUGCACAUUCCUUCUCCGUCUACUCUUAGUGGUCCGUCAGAUUCUAGUCACCCAGUCGCGGAAAACUGGUGCUUCACUCAGGUGAAGGUGAUCAAAUUCUCGUACAUGUGGACCAUCAACAACUUCAGCUUCUGUCGCGAAGAAAUGGGCGAAGUUUUAAAGAGCAGUACUUUUUCGGCUGGUGCCAACGAUAAAUUGAAAUGGUGUUUGAGGAUCAAUCCAAAAGGUCUGGAUGAAGAAAGCAAAGAUUACUUGUCUCUUUACCUACUGUUGGUGCAGUGCAACAAGAGCGAGGUACGUGCCAAAUUCAAGUUCAGUAUUUUGAAUGCAAAACGCGAGGAGACUAAAGCAAUGGAGAGUCAGCGAGCUUACCGGUUCGUACAAGGAAAGGAUUGGGGCUUUAAGAAAUUUAUUCGUCGUGACUUCUUGCUUGAUGAAACCAAUGGUUUGUUGCCUGACGAUAAGCUGACCAUUUUUUGUGAGGUGAGCGUUGUGGCGGAUACGGUAAACAUCACCGGCCAGAGUUCGGCCUCACAGCUACACAUUCCAGAGUGUAGGUUGUCGGAUGACCUCGGAGCGUUGUUCGAGUCGCAGCAAUUCACCGAUUGCACGCUAUUCGUUCAAGGCAAGGAGUUCCGAGUGCACAAGUCAAUUUUGGCUGCCAGAAGCGCCGUGUUCGCGGCCAUGUUCGAGCACGAGAUGGAGGAGAAGAAGCGUAACCGAGUGCUGAUCACCGACGUGGAUGCGGACGUAUUGCAUGAGAUGCUGCGCUACACAUAUACUGGCAGGGCGCCGAGUCUCGACCGCAUGGCUGAUCACUUACUGGCGGCGGCCGAUAAGUACGCACUCGAACGCCUAAAAGUGAUGUGCGAGCACGCGUUGUGUGCCGGUCUGACCAUCGACAACGCGUGCGAUACUUUGAUUUUGGCUGACCUGCACAGCGCUGAGCAGCUGAAGCAGCAGGCGAUGGACUUCAUCAAUGCCCACGCCAGCGAUGUCAUGGACACCUCUGGCUGGAAGACCCUCGUCCACAAGUAUCCUCAUCUUCUCGCCGAAGCGUUCAAAGCCCUUGCCACUCAGCAGAGCCCUCCCUUGUUGAUGAUGGGACUACCCAGGAAACGUUUAAAGCUAAACUAA
Soboliphyme baturini is the source of this 1185-nucleotide messenger RNA. Lineage: Eukaryota; Metazoa; Nematoda; Enoplea; Dioctophymatida; Soboliphymatidae. The record is from the annotation of a GenBank genome assembly.